Molecule: messenger RNA, 3568 nt
Organism: Triticum urartu
Lineage: Eukaryota; Viridiplantae; Streptophyta; Magnoliopsida; Poales; Poaceae
Product: LRR receptor-like serine/threonine-protein kinase EFR
Biological process (GO): protein phosphorylation
Molecular function (GO): protein binding; protein kinase activity; ATP binding
Source: RefSeq, a predicted model, not a curated record
UCACAGAACCAGCAGCAGCUACCCACGCCUGCGGCCUGCCUCAGGCCGUCCAGCCGAACCCUAGCAACACCGCCGCCGCUAUUACCCCCAAGGCCCCAAGGCCAGGCGCGGCACCGCCACUCCCGCGCCUCCCUCCCCUAUGGCACGUCCUGCUCCCCCUCCGCUGUCUUCUCCGUCGGCGGCGAGGGCGCCGCGCCCUAAACUCCGAGAAGGGCAAACUACAGCACUCAUCUCCACCUAAACCAAUAUUAGACAUGGUCCUGUCUCCUGUGAUAUGCUGUGCUUCUGAAGACUAGAGGUGCAUUUAAACUCCGGUUUUGCAUCAUGAAAUAGUGAGGGAGCGAAAAAGCUAUGUCAUGAAGCUCUUCGUGCUCGUAGCAUGGGCACUGUUGUUAUUGUCUCAUGGAUCUGGAAGCGUCAUUUGCGCCGUCCUCCAUGGGAACGAUACAGAUAUGCUGUCGCUUCUUGAUUUCAAGCGCGCAAUCACCGAAGAUCCGAAAGGGCUCUUGAGCACAUGGAACACCAGCAUUCACUUCUGCAACUGGCAGGGUGUGAAGUGCAGCCUCACAGAGCAUGAGCGUGUUGCAGAGCUGGACCUGUCUGAGCAGAGUUUUGUCGGGGAAAUCUCUCCUUCCCUUGGAAACAUGUCAUAUCUUACUUAUCUUAACCUUUCCAGAAGCAAGUUCUCUGGUCAGAUACCACAUCUUGGCCGGCUGCGAGAGCUGGAGUUUCUUGACCUGAGUCACAACUCGCUACAAGGGAUUAUUCCAGUGACGCUCACAAACUGCUCCAACUUGAGGGCGUUAGACCUCUCAAGAAACUUAUUGGUGGGUGAAAUUCCCGCAGAAAUAUCCCUUCUCUCCAACCUGACACGCUUGUGGCUUUCUUAUAAUGAUCUUACCGGGGUCAUUCCACCAGGCCUUGGCAAUAUCACUUCUCUAGAACAUGUUAUUCUGAUGUAUAACCGGUUAGAGGGAGGCAUUCCUGAUGAGUUUGGGAAGUUGUCCAAGAUGUCAAACUUACUCCUUGGUGAAAACAAGCUAUCAGGUAGAGUCCCAAAGGCCAUUUUUAAUCUGUCUCUGCUAAAUCAAAUGGCGCUGGAGUUGAAUAUGCUAGUUGGUACUCUACCAUCUAACAUGGGUGAUGCUCUCCCUAACCUCCGACUUCUUACAUUGGGUGGUAACAUGCUGGAAGGUCUUAUCCCUGACUCAUUAGGCAAUGCAUCCGAGCUACAGCUGAUAAACUUAGCAUAUAAUCACGGGUUUAGAGGACGAGUCCCACCUUCUCUUGGUAAACUUCCGAAGCUCAGUAAGCUAGGUCUUGACACAAACAGUCUUGAAGCAAAUGACAGCUGGGGCUGGGAAUUCUUGGAUGCAUUGAGCAACUGCACUUCUCUAGAGAUGCUUUCACUCUAUGCAAAUCGGCUACAAGGAAACUUGCCAAAUUCUGUUGGCAACCUUUCGUCUAAUGUUAACAACCUCGUGUUUGGUAGGAAUAUGCUAUAUGGAUUAGUUUCAUCAAGCAUAGGAAAUCUCCAUAGACUAACUAAGCUAGGACUGGAGGAGAACAGUUUGACUGGUCCGAUUGAUGGAUGGGUUGGAAAUCUUGCUAAUUUGCAAGGUUUAUAUCUUCAACAGAACAAUUUCACCGGGCAGAUUCCAACUUCCAUUGGCAAUAACUCCAAGCUGUCAGAACUGUUUCUGGCAAAUAAUCAAUUCCACGGUCCCAUUCCAUCAAGUUUCGAAAACCUUCAGCAACUCUUGUAUUUAGACCUCAGCUAUAACAAUCUUCAAGAAAAUAUACCAAAAGAGCUUUUUAGUAUAGCCACAAUUGCCCAAUGUGCGCUAUCCCACAACAGUCUAGAAGGCCAAAUUCCUCACAUCAGUAAUCUUCAACAACUCAACUAUCUAGAUCUUUCAUCCAACAAGCUUACAGGGGAAAUUCCACCUACUUUGCGCACAUGCCAGCAAUCGCAAGCCAUCAAAUUGGACCGGAACUUCCUCUCGGGAAGCAUUCCCAUGUUUCUAGGGAGUCUGAACAGCUUGAUCGAGCUCAACCUUUCACAUAACAAUCUCUCAGGCUCUAUCCCAAUUGCUCUAAGCAAACUGCAACUUCUCACCCAGUUGGAUCUAUCCGACAAUCAUCUUGAAGGAGAAGUACCAGUAGAAGGAAUAUUCAAAAAUACAACAGCCAUUUCCCUGAAAGGCAAUUGGUGGCUUUGUGGAGGUGUGCUGGACCUACAUAUGCCUUCAUGCCCCGCUGCUUCUCAUAGAAGAUCUAGAUGGCAAUACUAUUUGGUGAGAGUAUUGGUCCCUAUAUUAGGCAUCUUGUUACUCAUAUUAGUAGUCUGCUUAUCCCUUCUCAGAAAGAGGAUGCUGAGGAUGCAGUUAUCGUUGCCUUCUUCCGAUGAGCAAUUCCCUAAAGUAUCUUAUAAGGAUCUAGCACAGGCUACUGAGAACUUCACAGUAUCUAACUUGAUUGGGAGAGGAAGCUGCGGUUCAGUGUACAGAGCAAAGCUAAACCAAAAACAGAUGGUUGUGGCAGUGAAAGUUUUUGACCUUGACAUGCAAGGCGCGGAUAAAAGUUUCAUCUCAGAAUGUAAAGCACUGAGAAACAUUCGGCACCGUAAUCUUCUUCCAAUUCUGACUGCAUGCUCAACAAUUGAUAACCAAGGCCGGGAUUUCAAAGCUCUAGUCUACCAGUUCAUGCCCAACGGCAACCUGGACACUUGGCUGCACCCGGCAGGAGAUGGAAAAGCCCCAAAGCAACUGGACCUCUCUCAAAGAAUGAAAAUAGCUGUUGAUAUAGCCGAUGCAUUGCAAUAUAUACACCAUGACUGUGAGAAUCCUAUUGUUCACUGUGAUUUGAAGCCCAGCAAUAUCCUCCUAGAUUAUGAUAUGACAGCUCGUUUGGGGGACUUUGGCAUCGCAAGGUUCUACAUCAAAUCCAAGUCAGCGGCAGCUGGAGGUUCGAGUUCAAUGGGUACAAUAACUCUGAGGGGCACGAUUGGAUAUAUUGCUCCAGAGUAUGCGGGAGGUGGCUACCUAUCGACGUCUGGAGACGUGUACAGUUUUGGGAUAGUGCUGCUGGAGAUGCUGACAGGAAGAAGGCCGACCGACCCUAUGUUCUGCGAGGGGCUUGACAUCGUGAACUUUGUCAAGAGGAACUUUCCGGAUCAGAUACUUGAUAUCCUUGACGCUUCUCUCCGAGAAGAAUGUCAAGACUGUUCUCAGGAUAAUCUGGAAGGAGAAAACGAAGUCCACCGGUGUCUGCUGUCCUUGCUGAAAGUGGCACUUUCUUGCGCAAGCCAGGAUCCUAACGAACGAAUGAACAUGAGAGAAGCAGCUACUGAAUUGCACGCGAUUGACACAUUGUAUGUGUCUUGAAGCGGAUGCUAUGUACUAGAGCUGUAUCAUACAUACAUACCAGCUGAUGUGAAGCGUGUAACUAGAGCUGUAUCGUACGUUCGUACUAUAGUGGCCGUGUAGAACUUUUGUACUCGAAAAAUUUAUUUGUUGGGCUGUGGCUUUGUUCCUAGCCUUUGAAAUGCUCAUCUUUUUGCAAAGUA